CACAUCUGUAAAGAAGACAGAAAAAUGGCGGACCUCAGGAAAAUCAGUUCUGGGUCUCUGCCCUAUGUAAACGUUUCGCGAAAAGUGUCUUUUCAAGGGAAGGUUUUUAUCCUACUAUGUAUAAUAUUGGCCGAACCUGGAGGAGCUACCACCCACUGGGUCGUCACUGAAGAUGGAAAAAUUCAACAGCAAGUUGACUCUCCUUUGAAUCUUAAACAUCCACAUGACCUUGUCAUCUUCAUGCGACAGGAGACCCGUGUCAACUACCUGAAGAAGUUAGAGAAGCAGCUUGUCGCUCAGAAGAUUCACAUUGAGGAGAAUGAGGACAGGGACACUGGCUUGGAGCAGAGGCACUAUAAAGAGGAUGCCGACUGUGUCACGGCUAAAGUACCCCUGGGAGACUUGGAUCUCUACGAUGGUACCUACAUUUCCCUGCAGAGUAAAGACAUCAGCCCUGAGGAUUACGUAGAUUUUAGGUCCCCUCUACCCCCGGAUCUGGAGAAGCCUGACUGUGCCAGAGUAUUUGAGCUCCCAUAUAGUAUCCACAGUUUCCAGCAUCUCCGGGGUGUGCAGGAACAGGUGAACCUCACAUCUCCUCUGCUCUCUAAAGAGGACCCCAUUUUUGGCUCCCUGUCCCACAAACUGGGCCGCAGCAUGGACGAGGUGGGCCAUGGCAUCCAGCAGGGCCUGCUGAGGAACUCCUCAUCCUGGGUGCUGUAUAACCUGGCGUCGUUCUACUGGAGGAUAAAGAAUGAGCCCAGGCGGGCGGUGGACUGUGUGGUCCGGGCCCUGCACUUCUCACCCAGGCAGCACAAGGACCUGGCCCUGGUGAACAUGGCCAACAUCCUGCACCGGGCCCACUUCUCUGCUGACGCUGCCAUCGUGGCUCACGCUGCCCUGGAUUUGACCUCUGACCUUCUCACCAGCCACUACACCCUGGGCAACAUCUACGCAAUGCUGGGGGAGUAUAACCACUCAGUGCUGUGCUAUGAGCAGGCUCUCCAGGCCCAGCCGGGCUUUGAGCAGGCCCUGAGGAGGAAGCACGCCGUCCUCUGUCAGCAGAAACUGGAGCAGCGCCUGGAGGCCCAACACAGGUCUCUGCAGCGCACGCUGAACGAGCUGAAGGAAUACCAGAAACAGCAUGACCACUACCUGCGUCAGCAGGAGGCCCUGGACAAAUACAAGCUGCUGCAGGAAGAGCAGAUCCUCCGCAACAUCAUCCACGAGACCCAGAUGGCCAAGGAGGCACAGCUGGGCAACCACCAGAUGUGUCGUCUAGGCCAGCAACAGAGCAGCCUCUUCUGCCCCUUGGACCUGCCGGUGCGUUAUCACCGUGGCGACCUGUUUGAGCACGUUCACUACAUCCAGUUUGGAGAGGAGGUCUCUGUGGCGGGCAGCGUUGCUCUGGUGUCGGAGCCUAGCACCAACCAGACCACCAGCCCACACCUCCACCCCUCUGUGUCCGGAGACCCUGAGCCUGCAGCCCUCUGGGGCCACCAGGCCUCCCCCACCGAAGACAUUCAGAGGCUGCUGUGGCCUCGGAGGGCAGACUGUGCUGAUGAGUUUCCUGUCAUCCCCCCCGCCCACCUACUACCCACCUUCUACCUCCCACCUGAGACACAGGGCCCCAGCCUCCAGACUGUGCUGUACGGUACCGGACCCCCUCCCUCCUCCCUGGCUUCCCCAGACUGUGGCCCUGUGCUCCAGCCCCCUCCAGCUGACCUGCCUGCCUCUGUGGGCUGGCCCUUGGAGGACAAGGAGCUGCCAGACCCCCACGCCACCCAGGUACUGCUGUCUCGCAGCAGAGGCUGGAGUUUGGAGCAGGCUGGUGCCAGCAUAGCCCAAGCCAUGAAGAAGGCUAGCGCCCCUGGCUGGUUGCUCCAGAACGAGGCGGCUUUGUUCUGGCGGGCGAAGGGUAACGGUACCAGCUCGCUGCAGUGUCUGCGCCACUCCCUGGCCUCGGCUCCGCCCACCCAGCGCCACCUGCCCCUCGUCAACGCUGCCAAUCUGCUUCUGCGCCACGGCCUCAGCGUCCACGCACACACCCUGCUGGAGGACGCCCUGGCACUCAACGCCUCUGAGCCCCACACACUCCUGAGCCUGGUGAGCGUGAAUCUGGCCCAGGGCAACGUGACGGGCGCCCUGGACCUGUUCCGCCACACCCUGGCUCUCUCUGCCAGUUGUGCCCAGUGCCGUGCCAGCCUGCCCCUUCUGCGAUGCCUGCAGUUCUACCCCUUCCUAUACAACCUGCAGCGCUCGCCAUGUCCGCAGGGUUCUGUGUGUGUCGGGGAGGAGGAUGUGACUCUACAUCUAGAUGAAUGGGAGGCUGGCAGUAGACAGAAGCAGCAGGAGGACCCCACCACCACGGCUGCCCAGGCUCUGCCUGUCUCCACUGUGGAGGAAGCACUCCUGUUUGAGAAGGUGGUGCUGGACAGUAACGGCUCUGGAGAGGCAAGCCAACAGCCUGGAGGAGGAGAGGGGGAUGAGGAGGAGUGGCAGCUGAAGGAGGAGCUGAUGGGGGCCUUCGAGGGGGCUCUGGACGUUGGGGGAAAGCGGGGCGACCUGAGGGGCAUCCGCGUGCUGAAGAACGACAGGGUGAUGGGAGCGGGCCGGAGCGGAGGAGGGCCCUGCUUCGGGAACUGUGAGGAUGACGAGGGGGCUGAGUGGAUCACGUUCCAGGUGAAGCGUGUGAGGAAGCCCAAGGCGGAUAGCCCCGAGGGCUGGGGCAGUGCUGAGGACAGCCUGCAGGGGGAGACACUGCUCCCUGGAGGCCACUCUGUCCUGGAGAUCAGCGGCCCCACCAUCCCGUCCCCUGGGCCCUCGGGGCGAUGGAGGGACUACACCAGUCUGGGCUGGCCGGGGCCAGAGGAGUGCCAGAGAACACGCAGGGUAGACCUCACCACCGUGGCCAGUACCUGGCUGGCCGUGUCUGCCAAGAACAUCGACAUCACGGAACACAUCGACUUUACCACUCCACUCCAGGAGCCUGCGGUGGAGCCGUUGUGCAACGCCAACCUGGCUGCCAGCAUGCACACCCUGGACCACUUGGCUGGCGUGGCCAACCGCGCCGCCAUACACUACACCGGAGAGAGUCAACUCAGAGAGGUUCUACAGAAUCUGGGCAAAGAUAAGUUCUCCUCUCAGUCCUUUGAGCAGGUGGGCACGCGCAUCGCCAAGGUCUUGGAGAAGAACCAGACAUCGUGGGUUUUGUCCAGCAUGUCUGCUCUCUACUGGAGGGUGAAAGGUCAGGGCAAGAGGGCCAUCGACUGCCUACGCCAAGCCCUCCACUACUCCCCGCACCACAUGAAGGAUGUACCUCUGAUCAGCCUGGCCAACAUCUUCCAGAACGCACGGCUGUGGGAGGACGCCCUGACCGUGGCCCGCAUGGCUGUGGAGAUCGCCCCACACUUCGUUGUCAACCACUUCACCCUCGCCAACGUCUACAUCGCCAUGGAGGAGUUUGAGAAGGCCAUGCGCUGGUAUGAGUCCACUCUGGAGCUGCAGCCAGAGUUUGCCCCUGCCAAGGACCGCCUGAGAACCAUCCAGUGUUACCUGCUAACCAAGAAGGACCGCCGUCUACCCUGAGACGACUCCACAGGAGAAGCCCUCGGAACACACACACACCACACACACAUACAAAAACAUAACUUACAGUAGUUACUCACAAGAAAGCGGUUGUUGAAUUUUUUGGUUUUAAAGUCAAUGCCAUAUAAUUUAUGUCCAAAGGAAUUCAGGGGUUCCAGUCGCUGUGACCUCAGACUUUGGUCGUAGGGGGUAAAACCAACCACUUCCAUUCGCUAAACAUUCACUAAAUUACCCAUGUUACCUUUUGAAGAAGCCCUCCACCUGAAAAGCCCUCCACCAUCACUCAGCCUCCCUGUCCCAUAGACUACAGUAUAUAGAGCCCAGCAUAGUCCCAUCACUCAGCCUCCCUGUCCCAUAGACUACAGUAUAUAGAGCCCAGCAUAGUCCCAUCACUCAGCCUCCCUGUCCCAUAGACUACAGUAUAUAGAGCCCAGCAUAGUCCCAUCACUCAGCCUCCCUGUCCCAUAGACUACAGUAUAUAGAGCCCAGCAUAGUCCCAUCACUCAGCCUCCCUGUCCCAUAGACUACAGUAUAUAGAGCCCAGCAUAGUCCCAUCACUCAGCCUCCCUGUCCCAUAGACUACAGUAUAUAGAGCCCAGCAUAGUCCCAUCACUCAGCCUCCCUGUCCCAUAGACAACAGUAUAUAGAGCCCAGCAUAGUCCCAUCACUCAGCCUCCCUGUCCCAUAGACUACAGUAUAUAGAGCCCAGCAUAGUCCCAUCACUCAGCCUCCCUGUCCCAUAGACUACAGUAUAUAGAGCCCAGCAUAGUCCCAUCACUCAGCCUCCCUGUCCCAAUGACUACAGUAUAUAGAGCCCAGCAUCACUCAGCCUCCCUGUCCCAUAGACUACAGUAUAUAGAGCCCAGCAUAGUCCCAUCACUCAGCCUCCCUGUCCCAUAGACUACAGUAUAUAGAGCCCAGCAUGGUCCCAUCACUCAGCCUCCCUGUCCCAUAGACUACAGUAUAUAGAGCCCAGCAUAGUCCCAUCACUCAGCCUCCCUGUCCCAUAGACUACAGUAUAUAGAGCCCAGCAUGGUCCCAUCACUCAGCCUCCCUGUCCCAUAGACUACAGUAUAAAGAGCCCAGCAUAGUCCCAUCACUCAGCCUCCCUGUCCCAUAGACUACAGUAUAUAGAGCCCAGCAUAGUCCCGUCACUCAGCCUCCCUGUCCCAUAGACUACAGUAUAUAGAGCCCAGCAUAGUCCCAUCACUCAGCCUCCCUGUCCCAUAGACAACAGUAUAUAGAGCCCAGCAUAGUCCCAUCACUCAGCCUCCCUGUCCCAUAGACUACAGUAUAUAGAGCCCAGCAUAGUCCCAUCACUCAGCCUCCCUGUCCCAUAGACUACAGUAUAUAGAGCCCAGCAUAGUCCCAUCACUCAGCCUCCCUGUCCCAUAGACUACAGUAUAUAGAGCCCAGCAUAGUCCCAUCACUCAGCCUCCCUGUCCCAUAGACUACAGUAUAAAGAGCCCAGCAUAGUCCCAUCACUCAGCCUCCCUGUCCCAUAGACUACAGUAUAUAGAGCCCAGCAUAGUCCCAUCACUCAAACCUCCCUGUCCCAUAGACUACAGUAUAUAGAGCCCAGCAUAGUCCCAUCACUCAGCCUCCCUGUCCCAUAGACAACAGUAUAUAGAGCCCAGCAUAGUCCCAUCACUCAGCCUCCCUGUCCCAUAGACUACAGUAUAUAGAGCCCAGCAUAGUCCCAUCACUCAGCCUCCCUGUCCCAUAGACUACAGUAUAUAGAGCCCAGCAUGGUCCCAUCACUCAGCCUCCCUGUCCCA
This is a messenger RNA of Salmo salar (Atlantic salmon), 5363 nucleotides long. Its product is annotated as tetratricopeptide repeat protein 17. Gene Ontology annotation, molecular function: protein binding. The record is from RefSeq and is a predicted model, not a curated record. Gene Ontology annotation, cellular component: actin cytoskeleton; cytoplasm. Gene Ontology annotation, biological process: actin filament polymerization; cilium organization. NCBI's taxonomy places the organism in Eukaryota, Metazoa, Chordata, Actinopteri, Salmoniformes, Salmonidae.